AUGCGAGGGCUGUCCGAUCCUUUCCACCCCUCUACGAACCCUGCCGGCUACCUGGUUCUUCUCGUGGCAGAGAACAAGUUGAGUUGGCCCCUCCUCAAGGCAAAGAUGGAGAAAGUAGGAGAGAUUCCUGACUGGGUGUCCGGGUAUGGCGACCUCAGGGGAGAGGACAACUUCAGGACACAGGUUGCCAAGAUGAUGGAGAAGAGCUUCAUCGGUGCGCCGGUAGAUAAGGAGUGCAUCGUCGCGCAGGCUGGAGCAGGAUCGCUGAUCGACACGCUCUGUUGGUGUGUGGCGGAGGAAGGAGACGUCUGCAUCAUACCGGCCCCCAUGUACUCUGCGUUUCAGAACGAUCUGUAUGCCAGGGCAAGGAUCAGAAUGAAAGUAGCCCACACGAAACACCCGGAGUACAAGAUCACGAGGGAGGUUCUGGAGGAAUCGUAUCAGAGCAGCAUGAAGGAGGGAGGGACUCCCAAGAUCCUCCUCAUCUGCAAUCCUUGCAAUCCCACUGGGUUGAUCUAUGAUGAGGAGACGCUCGAGAUGUGCGUGCGGUGGUGUGCAGAGAAGAACAUGCACUUUAUCAGCGACGAGAUCUACGGCAACUCGAUCUUCCCCGAUGUCAAGUUUACCUCGGUCGCCAAGGUGUGCAGGAGAUUGAAUGCAGGACCGUCAAAGGGGAGUGAUGAAUCAAACUACCUUGGCAACCAAGUUCACAUCGUCUCCGGCUUCUCGAAGGACUUUGGGAUAUCAGGGAUGCGAGUGGGUACUCUGUUUUCACACAACCGUGAUCUCCUGUCCGCUGCCAACAACCUCACCUACUUCCAAGCUGUGUCCAACCACACUCAGUGGAUCUUGUCGCAGUGCCUGGCAGACGAGCAGUUCUUGCAGAACUACAUCUCAGACGUACAAAGGAGGCUCUACGUCUGCUACAAGGGGCUGGAGGAAGCGCUUGCCGCCAUCGAUGUUCCUCUCACACCAGCUCAGGGGACGCUGAUGGCAUGGGCUGACUUCCGGAAGUAUCUUCCCGAGCUCACGUGGGAGGGGGAGAAGCAGCUGUGGUUGGAGCUGUUCGACAAGGCCAAGAUUUUGUUCACCACUGGUAAGUCCUGCCAGAGUGAAGUCCCGGGCUUCUUCCGCAUAUGCUACGCAUGGCCAAAGGCAACGGACGAGGAUCCUGCGAUUGCGAUGAAAGAGCUCAAGUCGCGUUUGAUCAAGCACUUUGCUGGAGCCAAGAAAUGA
Molecule: messenger RNA, 1236 nt
Organism: Guillardia theta CCMP2712
Lineage: Eukaryota; Cryptophyceae; Pyrenomonadales; Geminigeraceae
Exons: 3
Coding region: 1-1236 (411 amino acids)
Biological process (GO): amino acid metabolic process; biosynthetic process
Molecular function (GO): pyridoxal phosphate binding; transaminase activity
Source: RefSeq, a predicted model, not a curated record